This is a messenger RNA of Quercus robur (English oak), 2698 nucleotides long. Its product is annotated as tRNA-dihydrouridine(47) synthase [NAD(P)(+)]-like. Gene Ontology annotation, biological process: tRNA processing. The record is from RefSeq and is a predicted model, not a curated record. Lineage: Eukaryota; Viridiplantae; Streptophyta; Magnoliopsida; Fagales; Fagaceae. The coding region runs from base 90 to 2216 and encodes 708 amino acids. The transcript has 10 exons. Gene Ontology annotation, molecular function: RNA binding; metal ion binding; tRNA dihydrouridine synthase activity.
ACAACGAACAAAAAAAAAAACACAAACAAACACACCACUACUACCACACAGUUUAGCGACCGAGUUCUUCUGAGUCGACUCGUUCCGCCAUGGACGAGUCCACUACCGGCAUCAUCACCACCACAGAAGAAUCCGUAGUGGAGAAACCCGAGCUCUCUCUGGUCCCGCCACCGCCGUCAGAACCAGUCGACUCUCACUCUCAGUCUCACUCUGAGCUCACGACCGAAGAACUCGUCGCCAAGUCCAUCGCUCCAAUAAAGAAACACUUCCUUCGUCCUCCGCCUCUCAGAGCUUCCUCAAACGACGCCGUUUCCCAAACCACCGCCAACGCCGCACCAGCUCCGUCUCAAUCCUCCUUCGUCAAAGACAAAAAAUCCAAACGCCAACUCAAACGUGAACGCCGUCAGGAUCAAAAAUCAUCGAAAAAUAUCUGUCCUUUGAUUGCGAAAACCGGAGAUGUUACUUCAUGUCCAUACAAUGAUAAGUGCCGAUUUAGCCACGACGUUGAAGGGUUUAAAGCUCAGAAACCGGAGGAUAUAGAAGGGGAGUGCCCGUUUUUGGAUUCGGAGGAGCCGUGUCCUUAUGGCUUGGCUUGUAGGUUUUUGGGCACACAUAAAAGUAAAGAUAAAGAUGGUGUUUUGGGUGGUAAGAAGAAGAUGAGUGAUGAGUGUAAUGGGUUGAAUAAGGAUGUUCAGAAGCUUUUGUGGAAAAAUAAAAUGAAAUUUCCUAAGGCUGAUGCCAAACUCAAAGCUCUUGGUCUCCUGGGGAAGGCAAAGUCAAAAACGAAAAUUGUUGAAGAAAAGGAGGAGGAUGAAACUGUUCCAGGUACUUGUCAUGUCACUGAUGGAAAUGGUGUUAGUGAAGUGAACGGUGACUUGGAUACUAAAUUGGAAUCAGCUGAAGUGCCAGAAGAGGAUGAUCUAGAUAUAAAAGUUGGAUCUGAUGAACCACCCAUGAAGAAACCAAAAUCUGUAAUUGAAGAAAACGGAAACUCCGCUAAAGCCAACAAUGGAGAUGUGACUUUCAUGGAGAAAGUUGUUGGGGAAAGCUGUAUACAAACUGAACCAGAAGCUGGAAUGGAUGUUACAACUCCAGAAGGUGAUAGAAGCCUAAAGUUACACCCACGUGAAAAGAAGAUUAUCGAUUUUAGAGAAAAACUGUAUCUUGCACCUCUGACCACUGUUGGAAAUCUUCCAUUCCGAAGGGUUUGCAAAGUCUUGGGAGCAGAUGUAACAUGCGGUGAAAUGGCAAUGUGUACUAAUCUUUUGCAGGGUCAAGCUUCAGAAUGGGCACUGCUGAGAAGACAUUCUUCUGAGGAUUUGUUUGGUGUUCAGAUAUGUGGGGCAUAUCCAGACACUGUGACACGUGCUAUGGAACUUAUAGAUCAAGAAUGUACAGUGGACUUUAUUGAUAUAAACAUGGGGUGCCCAAUCGAUAUUGUAGUGGAAAAGGGUGCUGGAUCUGCUCUUCUUAAUAAGCCAAUGCGGAUAAAAAGCAUUAUAGAAGCAGCUUCUGGCACUGUGGAUAAACCUAUUACUGUCAAGGUGCGAACAGGUUUUUUUGAAGGGAAAAAUCGCAUUGAUUCACUUAUUACAGACAUUGGCAACUGGGGAGCUAGUGCAGUAACAAUACAUGGUCGAUCACGUCAGCAACGGUAUAGCAAGCUUGCCAACUGGGACUAUGUAUACCAGUGUGCCAGAAAAGCUCCUGAUGCUUUGCAAGUUAUGGGAAAUGGAGAUGUUUUCUCGUAUUUAGACUGGAACACACGCAAAGCUGAUUGCCCUGAACUUGCUACAUGCAUGAUUGCUCGAGGAGCACUAAUUAAGCCAUGGAUAUUUACUGAAAUCAAGGAACAGAGGCACUGGGACAUUACUUCUGGGGAACGAUUAAAUAUUUUGAAGGAUUUUGUGCGUUUGGGCCUUGAACAUUGGGGUUCUGACACAAAAGGAGUGGAGACAACAAGGCGAUUUUUAUUGGAAUGGCUUAGUUAUACUUGUAGGUAUAUACCUGUUGGUCUUUUAGAUGUCAUCCCUCAAAGACUGAACUGGCGCCCUCCCUCCUACUAUGGUCGUGAUGACCUUGAGACAUUAAUGGUCUCAGAUUCUGCAGCUGACUGGGUUCGGAUAUCCGAGAUGUUACUUGGCAAGGUUCCAGAUGGCUUCACAUUCGCACCAAAGCAUAAAUCUAAUGCUUAUGACCGGGCAGAAAAUGGCUAAUCUUAUGCGGUUCAUCGAUGUUGCCUUGAGGCAACUUUGUUUGGUAGAUUAAUAUUGGGUACACAAAAACAUUUCUUUGCUGGCACAUUCAACCCCAAUGGUUUUUUGCUGCAAUAAUGUUAUAUAUCUGAUAUACGCAUCAUCCCUCUCAUUGUGUGAGCCUUACGGUUGCAAGAGGAAAGCUGCAGAUAUAAGAUGCAUGAGAUUCCUUCCCCUUUUAUUGGAUGCCAGUGUGUUUAUAAUUGAAAGAUAUCUUAAGAUGUCUUUGGAUGCACAGCUCAUUGUUUGAAUAAAAGCAAAAAAGGAAAUGAGCAUUUAACGUUUUAUUGACAUCUCUACUGUAAUUUAAAGGUGGGGUUAACUGACCACCUAGAUUUUGAAGCUGUUCAUUUGUUAUUCAACAACACUGUAACUUUGUCACAGGCAAGCAUGCAAUUUUCAUGAGGUUGAAAUAUUGACUAAGACAAACUUGGUUUUGCGUA